Molecule: messenger RNA, 131 nt
Organism: Racocetra persica
Lineage: Eukaryota; Fungi; Glomeromycota; Glomeromycetes; Diversisporales; Gigasporaceae
Source: the annotation of a GenBank genome assembly
GUCCUCUGCCUGUUAUCUCCCAGCAACAAAUUUAUGACAUUGAUUAUAAUGAAUUCAUCAGAACUACUGUAAUUAGAGAAUUUGGAUCAACAUAUAAUUCUGAGUGGAAACAUUUAAGUUCAAGGUGGUGA